AUGCAUAAGCCACAAGCCGUCAAUCAUGAAAAUGAUGACGAGGAAGAUGAGGGCGACGGCGGCGAUGAUGAUUUGGGUGAUCAGUGGGAUUUGGAUUACAAUGUUUGCGCUAACAAAUUGUCGAGAUCAGCUGUAGAACGCGAUGCAGAAGGGUAUCUUGCGGACGAGGAAAUCGCGGAUGUUGCGGCCUACCGGGAAGCGGAAGAUGCACAGGUCGAGCAGGAUGAUGGCGACGAUGAUGGCAACGAUGACGGCGGCGAUGGCUUGGGGGUCAGGGGGGGAAAGUGUGGAGGCUUCUUCAGUAUGUUCGCCGAUUGA
Molecule: messenger RNA, 318 nt
Organism: Babesia bigemina
Lineage: Eukaryota; Apicomplexa; Aconoidasida; Piroplasmida; Babesiidae
Exons: 2
Coding region: 1-318 (105 amino acids)
Source: RefSeq, a predicted model, not a curated record